UUUCUUUUUCUUCUUCCUUUGUCAUGCAUUUUAAAUCCAUUGUCAAAAUAUCUUUUUUAUUUCCGCUUUUUAAAUUAUAUUUCACUCAUGUCUUCUGAUCUUACCACGCACAGGGGCCACUGCCACUGCAGAACCGUUACUUGGGAAAUCCAAGCGCCAGCCAAACUACACAUCGACGAGUGCAACUGCUCUAUCUGCAACCUCAACGGAUUCCAACAUAUCAUUGUGCCGAAAUCCAAAUUUACGCUGCUUUCAGGAAAAGACAAUAUAACCACGUACACGUUCAACUCGCACAUCGCGCAGCAUUAUUUUUGCAAAACCUGCGGAAUUGAGUCAUUCUAUGUGCCUCGUAGUAACCCUGACGGAUACUCCAUUAACUUUAGAUGCCUGGAGAGAGAUAAUGUGGAGGAAUACGAGAUUGUUCCAUUUGAUGGACUCAACUGGGAUACAAAUGCCCAAAAGCUAGCACACCUGUCAAAGGACUAAGAAGUGGUUUUGUCAUUUUCAAUUUAAUAAUAGAUACCAAUGUUGCAGUUUGGAC
Molecule: messenger RNA, 541 nt
Organism: Kickxella alabastrina
Lineage: Eukaryota; Fungi; Kickxellomycota; Kickxellomycetes; Kickxellales; Kickxellaceae
Product: glutathione-dependent formaldehyde-activating
Exons: 1
Coding region: 88-486 (132 amino acids)
Molecular function (GO): carbon-sulfur lyase activity
Source: RefSeq, a predicted model, not a curated record